AUGAAAUAUCACUCGGUAGCGCAUUGUUCGGAAGCAUUCAAUUUGCAUCAGCUAUUUCCUGCAUAUAAGAUCCGGUCCAAUAUCACGCUCUAUUGCUUUUUCUUUUGGCUAGUAUUUCAAGCCACGAUAUCUCCAAUACACAACAUGGCGUCCUCGGUAGCAGAUGAGUGCUGCGUUACCAGCCUCAAGGAGCCUGUUCAAAUACUGAGUCUGGCGGCCGCGCCCUCGUCGCAACAGUCAUCAAGUGACUUCAAGCUAUUCUCCGAUAACACAAGCCUCGACAAGUAUCUUAGUGGCAGCGCGGCUCAAAAUUACAGCUGCCGGUUCAUCUCGAUCUGCCAACGCAACUCUUGGCGCCCGCUACAGGUGACAAGUUCUAUGCUAUCGCUGAUCAUCGAUAAGCAUGGCUUCAGCUCCAAUAUCCGAGAUCUUACCUCGUGUUAUUACACCAAGAACAAUGAUCUGGAGGACUCAUUCUGCGCUCCGUUUACUUUGUCAACAGACGGACCAUGGACCGAAGUACUGUACACCAUCAGAUAUCCCGAGUUCAAAGAGAGCGAGAAUGAGUGGUCGAUUCGCCAGACGGGCGUCUGCCAUCGCAUCAACACUCAAGCACGGCAAAGCAUCGUGUUGCUUCUCGGGCCGAAACCGAACUCCAAGUCUCAUGCAACGUUCUACGACUUCUUGACAACCGCAAGCAACCAUUACACUGGUAACACAUGGUUCGCGCUGCACGACGCCCUGUUGAAGGCUCAUCUCCCUGCUUGGCGAUCCUUCAACAAGGCGUGCGAAGCCGAGUUUCUCCCCAUCUCAAAUGCGACCUUUGCUAUUUACAUCGAUGAGCCUCUUCGCGUUGGCUACGAUCAGCUCAGUGCCCUGUCCAGUCUUGAGGCUCGGUUCCUCAAAAUCACCAGUCUGGUGUCCAGCACCACCGAGCUUAUCAAUGAGCUUGUCGACUUCCUCCACACAUUCCCCGAUGUCGUCAACGACCAGCGCCGCCAACAUUCCAUCGUCAACAGCUUGAAAAACCACCGGCGAAGCUGCGCCUCAUACUUGCAGAGUGCAACUUUUCUCAAAGAACGAGUUCAAGCGGCGUCCCAGUUACUGGCCAAUACACUCUCCUUCCGUGACCAAGUCAUUGCCAAUGAACAAAACGGCAACAUGUUGCAGCUCAACAAGAGCGCUGUAUUCAUCACAACGUUGACUCUUAUAUAUGCGCCAGCGUCAUUUGUGGCGACAUUUUUUGGAAUGAACUUCUUCGCCAUGGACCAGCCCAACAGUCGGAUUGUCUGCACAGUCAUGAUUUGGAUAUACAUCGUGGCCACUUUUACGCUCACGAUUGUCACAGUCAUAUUCUACUACUGGCUACUGCGCCACGAUGGCGUCUUAUUUGGCCGGCUCGCCCCGAAAGUACCCGUCAAGGACUGGACUGGGUUCGUGCGACGCCUUACAAAGCUGGACAAUUCUGCUCAGACGAAGGCAUAA
Akanthomyces muscarius is the source of this 1485-nucleotide messenger RNA. RefSeq lists its product as uncharacterized. The coding region runs from base 1 to 1485 and encodes 494 amino acids. The record is from RefSeq and is a predicted model, not a curated record. The transcript has 5 exons. Gene Ontology annotation, molecular function: metal ion transmembrane transporter activity. NCBI's taxonomy places the organism in Eukaryota, Fungi, Ascomycota, Sordariomycetes, Hypocreales, Cordycipitaceae. Gene Ontology annotation, biological process: metal ion transport; transmembrane transport. Gene Ontology annotation, cellular component: membrane.